CUAGGGAAAUAGCAUGUUGCGCAUGCGCCUGUGGAAGAGGAACCGGAGAGUAGCGACUGAAGGCGAAACCGUGCGCGUCCCCGUGCACUAAGCGGGAGCGCGCAGUUCAAUUAUCGGUGGUAUUGCAGAUUUUGGGGGUCCUGGAGCUCACCCAUGUAACAUAGUGAAGAAUGGCAAACGCAGAGGUGACGGUCCCCAUGGGGGACGUGGUGGUAAUUCCUAGUGAGUGCACAGACGGUGAGGAUCCUGAAGACACCAAAACCCAGGUCAUAUUGCAGUUGCAACCCAUCCCCCAUGGAAUGUAUGGAGAAAUGUCUGAUACCAAUGCUGCUGUUGUAUCUUUGGAAACACACACCUUGAAAAUGGGGGACUCUCUUGAGGGUGGCACAGUUGAACUCGGUGAUGACAUUGACAUUGCAUACCCUAUUACUUGUGGGGAUAGCAAGGCUGUUUUACUUUGGAAGAAAUUUGUGUGUCCAGGAAUUAACGUCAAAUGUGUUAAGUUUAACGAUCAACUUAUAAGUCCCAAGCACUUUGUUCAUCUGGCUGGGAAAUCUACCCUUAAGGACUGGAAGAGAGCCAUUCGCCUUGGAGGAAUCAUGUUGAGGAAGAUGAUGGAUUCAGGGCAGAUGGAUUUCUACCAGCACGACAAGGUCUGCACCAACACAUGUAGGAGCACAAAGUUUGACCUGCUGAUCAGUAGUGCCCGUGCACCCGUACCAGGGCAAAGCAGUGUGGUACAGACUCCAACAACAGUAGACGGCAACUUUUCUGUGACUAUGGCAGAGGAGACAGUGGAGGACAGUACUAUUGAGUGGGGUCCAGGUCUCACUGCAACUGUGCAGAUGAACAGGGAAGAGCAGACCAAGAAAGAGGGGGAAGAAAUAUCAGAGGAAACCUUGCUGUUCUGGAAAGGUAUUGCUGAUGUGGGCCUAAUGGAUGAAAUUAUUAGCAGGAUUCAGAAUGAGAUUGAGGAACUUCUAGUUGGAGUCCAGCAGCGAUCAGGACAGACAUCUUUUCAACUGACAGAUGCCACAGUGCUCAGUAACAUCGCUCACAGCUUUGGGCUGCUUGAUUCUGUAAAGAAAGUCCUUGAACAAAAGAAGAGUCAUACAGAUCAGAGUGAGGAACAGUAUCACUAUACUCUGGCAGAGCUGGAGCGUCAGUUAGAGGAGCAGAGGAAGCAGGAAAAUAAUCGUUCACCAUUCCUGCAAAACAUAGUCCUCAUGCCUGUAGGCAACCCCAAACCUCCAAAGAGACCUCGCCUUCAACGUCCAGCUUCUGCAGGAUCACUGGCAGCACCUUCUCCUCAGCCCCAUUACACCGUUCUGUCACCUCUCACCCUGGCGCCCAUGGGACAACAGUUCACUUUGGGUGGCCUGCGUUACACUACAGUGCUGGGCAAGUCGGGAAAUGGCGAUGCCUUGGCUGUCCUAACCACAGAAAUGCAGGAUCAAGGUGAUUUGUCAGAGAUGAUGAACCCUGUGGAACUAGUAGCCAUGGAUUCAGGACUUGGACAGGAUGGCUCAGGGGAGGAGGGCCAAACCAUCAUCCAGAUAGACCCAGCGCCAGAUCCAGAAGGAGGAUCCAAAGUGAUGGAGCUUGGAGAUGGGAAAGUUCUGGGUGUUGGACAUCCUGAUGGAGUUCAUAAUGUGGAAAUAGUGGUGUUGGAGGAUGAUUAAACUGUGGAGUGUAAAGACCAUGUGAAAGGUUUACUGUAAGUCCUACUUGGUGUAGGGGAUCAUGACCUUUUAUGACCAUGAAUUGUUUAGAGUUUCAUACAAUAUUUCACGUUUCUCCUAUGUGGGAUGGACCUUUUUACCUGUACAUUUUACCCAGUUCUUGUGUUUUCUGUAAAUAACGUGUUAAAAAAAAAAAAUAGAAAUUUAAUGCUUUUGUUUCCCUUUUUAAGUAAAAUAAACCAUCACGGUUCAUGCUUUC
Bombina bombina (fire-bellied toad) is the source of this 1941-nucleotide messenger RNA. RefSeq names its product glucocorticoid modulatory element binding protein 1 (gene GMEB1). Lineage: Eukaryota; Metazoa; Chordata; Amphibia; Anura; Bombinatoridae. The transcript has 10 exons. Gene Ontology annotation, biological process: positive regulation of transcription by RNA polymerase II. Gene Ontology annotation, cellular component: nucleus. The record is from RefSeq and is a predicted model, not a curated record. The coding region runs from base 171 to 1682 and encodes 503 amino acids. Gene Ontology annotation, molecular function: DNA-binding transcription activator activity, RNA polymerase II-specific; RNA polymerase II cis-regulatory region sequence-specific DNA binding.